Schistosoma turkestanicum is the source of this 3245-nucleotide messenger RNA. The record is from the annotation of a GenBank genome assembly. NCBI's taxonomy places the organism in Eukaryota, Metazoa, Platyhelminthes, Trematoda, Strigeidida, Schistosomatidae.
GUGAUAUAUGGCGACCGCGCUGAGCGACAUUUUGUUUCAUCUAAGUCAGUCGUCUAGCAAAAUGAUUGAGAGACGAUCUAUUUUGCGUCUAACUGAUGUUUCAAGCCUUGCUGAACUUGCACAUAGAGAGUACCAAGCUGGGGAUUAUGAACGAGCUGAACAACAUUGCAUGCAAUUAUGGCACCAAGAUCCGGAAAAUACAUCAACGUUGUUACUGCUAAGUUCUAUACACUUUCAAUGUCGCCGAAUGGAAAGAUCAGCUUACUUCAGCCAGCUGGCUAUCAAACAAAACCCACUGAUGGCAGAGGCGUACUCCAACCUCGGCAACGUUUAUAAAGAGCGAGGACAGUUAAAGGAGGCAAUCGACAACUACAGACAUGCAUUAAGAAUCAAACCGGAUUUCAUUGAUGGAUACAUUAAUCUAGCUGCUGCUCUGGUUGCAGCUGGAGACAUGGAGUCUGCCGUUAACGCAUAUGCGACAGCAUUGCAAUACAACCCAGACUUGUACUGUGUACGGAGUGAUCUGGGAAACUUAUUAAAGGCUCUUGGACGCUUGGAUGAGGCGAAAUCAUGUUAUCUGAAAGCGAUUGAGACGUGCCCAACAUUUGCAGUGGCUUGGAGCAACCUGGGAUGUGUGUUUAAUGCGCAAAAUGAAAUAUGGUUGGCAAUUCAUCACUUUGAAAAGGCUGUUACUCUGGACCCUACUUUUCUAGAUGCAUACGUUAACCUCGGAAAUGUGUUGAAGGAAGCUCGGAUAUUCGAUCGUGCGGUAGCAGCUUAUCUUAGGGCGUUGACGUUGUCUCCAAAUAAUGCUGUUGUUCAUGGAAACUUAGCCUGUGUUUACUACGAGCAGAAUCUUAUCGAUCUUGCUAUUGACACGUACAAAAGAGCAAUUGAAUUGCAGCCCAAUUUUCCGGAUGCUUAUUGUAACUUAGCCAAUGCUCUCAAAGAAAAGGGGAAGGUCUCAGAAGCUGAAGAGUACUACAAUACAGCUUUAAGAUUAUGUCCUACGCAUGCAGAUUCUUUAAACAAUCUAGCAAACAUUAAACGUGAGCAAGGAAAAGCAGAAGAAGCCAUACGACUGUAUGUUCGAGCGCUCGAGAUAUAUCCUGAGUUUGCGGUAGCUCAUUCUAACCUCGCAAGCAUGCUUCAAUUACAAGGAAAGCUGCAAGAAGCUUUACUGCAUUAUCGGGAAGCCAUUCGCAUAUCGCCUACAUUUGCAGAUGCUUAUUCCAAUAUGGGUAAUACCCUGAAGGAACUACAAGAUGUCCAAGGUGCGAUGCAGUGUUAUCAGAGAGCUAUUCAAAUCAAUCCCGCGUUCGCUGAUGCUCAUUCUAACUUGGCCAGCAUCCUAAAAGACAGCGGUAAUCUCGCAGAGGCUAUAACAUCCUACAAGACUGCCUUAAAAUUAAAACCUAAUUUCCCAGAUGCGUUCUGCAACCUCGCGCACUGUCUGCAGAUUGUAUGUGACUGGUCUGACUAUAAGCACAGAAUGAAGAAACUUGUUUCCAUGGUUCAAGAUCAACUAGAAUCAAACCGCUUGCCAUCUGUCCACCCUCAUCAUUCCAUGUUAUACCCACUGACUCAUGAACAGCGUAAGAAAAUCGCUGGGAAACAUGCUUCCCUUUGCUUGGAAAAAGUGUCUUUACUCCAUCAUCAACCAUUCCGAUUUAAUAAAAAAUUACCCGCCGGACAGCGUUUGAGAAUCGGCUAUGUUAGUUCUGAUUUUUGUAAUCAUCCAACCAGUCACUUGAUGCAAAGUAUCCCAGGUCUACAUGAUCGAACUAAAGUUGAAGUAUUCUGCUACUCACUUGCACCUGACGAUGGCACCAACUUCAGAGCCAAGGUCGCUAAUGAAGCCGAACACUUCAUCGACCUAAGUGGGAUUCAGUGUCACGGAAAAGCUGCUGAUAAAAUUGCAAGCGAUGGAAUUCACAUCCUCUUGAACAUGAAUGGCUAUACGAAGGGUGCGCGUAAUGAAAUAUUUGCGCUGAAGCCUGCACCGAUUCAAGCUAUGUGGUUAGGUUAUCCUGGUACAAGUGGUUCAACGUUUAUGGAUUAUAUCAUAACGGACAUGGUAACAUCCCCGAUGCACUUGAGCCAUCAGUACUCUGAAAAGUUGGCUUACAUGCCGAAGACAUUCUUUAUCGGAGAUCAUCAACAAAUGUUUCCUCAUUUACGCAACCGGGUUAUUUUGGAGAGUGCUGAAGACGCCACCGCAGGGCGCCGUGUAACAGACAAUUCCAUCGUCGUUAGUGGUUUGGAUAUUAAACCCUUACUGCAGGUCGCUUGUGUGCGUGAAGUCACUUAUGGGGGUCGCUUAGUUGAGAUACAUGGAAGUCAACGCAAAGAGGUUUCUUAUUUCACCAAACUCACCGUAUUAACAAUUCCUUCCUUGCAACCCAUUCAAAACAUGAUUCGAACAAACAGUCCGUCUUGUACCAUCAAUGGUGUCACUAUUCACAAUGGUUUGGUGACACAGCAAACACAGUCGAAAGCUUCUGCUGGUGAAGAAGUACCACGUGACCUGAUCCUUACUUCCAGACAGCAUUAUGGUUUGCCGGAAGAUGCCGUCGUCUUUUGUAACUUCAAUCAGUUAUAUAAGGUUGAUCCAUCAACAAUGAGGAUGUGGGUUGAAAUCCUGAAAGGUGUUCCAAACAGUGUUUUGUGGCUGUUGCGCUUCCCAGCUGCUGGCGAAGCCGGUGCGCUUGCAGCAGCUUCCGAAAUGGGUCUUCAACAGGUCAACCGUCGGAUCUUAUUUAGCAACGUUGCACCGAAAGAGGAACAUGUUCGUCGUGGUCAGGUUGCUGAUGUCUGUCUGGACACACCUUUGUGCAAUGGACAUACUACUGGUAUGGACGUUCUGUGGGCCGGUUGUCCUGUUGUCACCCUCCCACUUGAGACAUUGGCGAGUCGCGUUGCAGCUAGUCAGCUUCACACAUUAGGAUGUCCUGAGCUGGUGGCUAACAGUCAGGAAGACUAUGUUCGUAUCGCAACCAAACUUGGAAAUAGUCGUGAAUACCUCCAGGCAAUGAGGGCUAAAGUUUGGAAGGCGAGAGAGUCAUCCGCUCUUUUCAGCUGUCGUAGCUAUACUGCCGAUAUAGAAGCCCUCUAUUUCCGUAUGUGGCAGCAGUACGAAGCUGGUUCAAUCGACCAUAUCGUCGAAUGGCCCUCAAAGUCCAAUAAAGAAAGUACCUAGUCUUGUCACCGGGUUCUGUUUGCUUGUAAAUACAUAACUUAUUAUC